UUCAAAAUAAUUCAAACGUUCCGCGACUGUUCACGCGAACGGACGUCCCACCUCGAACAGAAACGGAAAAACCACCCUUUUUCAACAUCUUCGCCAUUAAAGGGAGUCGAUCUCCUUACGUUUAGCUACGGUGUCGUGUGUUGCGUUAUCUAAAACAUCCUUCAGUGUCCGAAGGUAGUGCGGUUUAUCGAUUUGUUUCUUCCCCCUCGCAAGUUUGGCAGUGUUUCAAUUCUUAGUUGAAAAGCGAAAGCGAAGACAUCAACGAAACGACACCCAUUAUUCACGAUGCUGGAGAAGGAACCGGAUUCGAUGGCCGUCACGAUGAAGCAGGAUUAUGCUGCAAGUGAAGUGUACAGCACCACCAGUGAAGCACCACCCGCCUACAAAAUGCGUCAAGCAAACUCGGUGAAGAUCGCCAAGAUUAUCGCCAUCACCGUCGUGCUGUCGUCCUUCAUUCUUGGAUCGUUCAUCCUGGCCUCGUCGUAUCUGCAGGCGAAGCAAUCCUGCGACCAAAUGCAGGCCCUCGAUGCCGUCCUCAACAAGGAGCUAAUGUUGGAAGCUAUGCAGCAGGAAUUGCCAAAGGCGCAGGCUUUGAUGCAGGACAACCUCUCGGCCGAUGAAAGCAACCUGCAGACGAUCGAUCGGGAUGAAACCAAGAAGCGAAAGCAGGAGGAAUCCCACAAGCACCACAAGGAGGAUUCGGAUGAAUCGGGAGACUCCGAGGAUGAGGAUGAUUCCUCGAACGAUGGUGAAAGCGAUGAGUCGAUCGACAUGAACAACCGUCACCGCGUCAACCUGCCGCUGGAUCUGCAUCUGACCGAUCUGGCGAGUGCUAUUCUUCGGGAAAACCAGAAGUCCCGCAUGAACUGUAUCGUUGAGCGACGCCGUUCUGAGGAGUUGGUCGAUUCGCCACCGAAAAUGGUGCGUCUGCCAUUCGGAAUGGAUCUGACCACGGACCCGAAGCAGCAGAAGGUUACCGGUGAGCGUAUUGCCAUCUUCUGCGAAUCUGGCAACGAGCUGAAGAAUGAGGACGCUGAGCCUGUUCGUCAGGUGUUGAUUCCGAUCCCACCGGUUCGCUCGUUUGGUCCACUCACGCACCUGCCCCAGCAGAUGGGACCACCGGCACAAACGAUCAUUCGCCAGAUGCCACGACCAAUCUUCCCGAUGCCAAUGAUGAACCCCCACCAUCAACAGCAAUCCCAGCAGCAACUUCCUCCGAUUCCGGCCCAAAUGAUGCAGGCCCCACACCCAGACGCACCGAUGGGUCGCCCCAACUUCCACCCAUUCCUGCAGCAGUUGCCCCAGAUCAUGGCCGCCCAGAUGCAUCAGCAGUCGGCCCAACAGCCCCAACCUGCCAUGCCGCCCCGUACCGAGGUCCGCAUCCAUCUGCAGCGCAUUCCGAUUCCGGAGAUUAUGCGCCCAUUCUUGCCGCCCCAGAUCAUUCGCCAGCAGCAGGAACCGGAACAGCAGCAACAGUCAGCUCCCCAGCCGCAGGCACCGGAGCAACAGGAGGUCCAAAUCCGCGAGAUGCCGAUCGAUAUGGCGAUCCAUAAGUUCCCCAUGCAGUCGUCGGACGAGAUGAAUGUCGCUGACUUCGCUGCCCAGAAGUUCACCGAGCAGCUGCGAUCGCUGAUUGCCCGUAUUGCCGAAUCGGAGGAAAGCGAGGAGGAAACCGAUUCGUACCGUAACGUACCCGAUCAGGAAGGACCGUCGCCACAUUCGGAUGAGCGUGAGCUGCAGGAACAGCAACCACCACGCCCGACCGAGCCGGAAAUGGCACAUCAGGAGGAACAGGAACAGCAGGCCCACCAGCAACCGGAGCAACAGGCACCGCAACAGCAGCAGCAGCAAGUACAGCAACAGCCCGAACCACAACCAAUGCUUCCGAUGGGUCGAAUUCACUACGGUCGCAGUCUGCUGACGCCGAUUAGCUUGCCCGGAAAGGUUGUGGAAACUUCCGCCUCCGAGGAGGACGCUGUCCGUCCACAUUAUGUCCAACCGCGAUCGGUUUAAAUCGAUCGUAAGGACGGGCUUACCGCAGCACCGGUAGUCCCUAUCUGCAACACCCUAUGGGCUUGUUUUUUUUGUUUCUCUUUCUUUUGUUUAUGUGCGCCCUAAACCACAUACAAACAAACACAAAUUAAGAUGUGAUUUUAAACGGCAGCAUUACCACGCAAACUAUGGACUUGAAACUGCUAGUACUACACACUAUUACGGGGACAGCAGAAGGAAAACGACAGAAACAGUACGAUGGAAUAACAUCCGGACGAACAUCAGCGAAUCUCAACGUGGCCGAACACAUCGUCAAAGAAGGGCGAAUAAAGAAUAUGUAAAUAAAUAUCUUUUUUGGAAUUUGAAAUGAACAAAAAAAAACGUACGGGGGAAAGGCGAUUCGAGACCAAUGCAAAUACUGCACGCAAAACACCAGAACACCAUCGGGGCGGCGAGCGUUUUAUGCGUUUUAGUAAUGUGUAGCGGCAUUUGUUUGCCCGAGAGCUCGAAGUGAUAAGUGAACGCAUACGCAUUUUUGGGAAGCGGAAACGGUGUAUUGUCGGUGUGUUUGUUGAAAAGGAUUCUGCAGCCAGCAAACAAAGUACAGUACAGGCAACAAUUAACCUCCUUUCCGCACAAAGUACAACGGAGAGCUUGGUGUUUUAAAAAAAAUUAAAGUUCCACUUUUAGCAAAGCAAGCACACCUGUUUCUCGCAAGAGGACCGAUACAAGUAGACAGCAUCAAACUGGGUAUGUUCAACGCUGACAAUAAAUCUACAAAUAUGAUUUUAA
Messenger RNA from Anopheles funestus (African malaria mosquito), 2784 nucleotides. RefSeq names its product putative mediator of RNA polymerase II transcription subunit 26 (gene Msr-110). The transcript has 6 exons. NCBI's taxonomy places the organism in Eukaryota, Metazoa, Arthropoda, Insecta, Diptera, Culicidae. The coding region runs from base 286 to 2013 and encodes 575 amino acids. The record is from RefSeq and is a predicted model, not a curated record.